This is a messenger RNA of Vanessa tameamea, 2839 nucleotides long. RefSeq names its product ATP-binding cassette sub-family G member 4. The transcript has 11 exons. Bases 172 to 2085 code for a protein of 637 amino acids. The record is from RefSeq and is a predicted model, not a curated record. Gene Ontology annotation, biological process: transmembrane transport. Gene Ontology annotation, molecular function: ATP binding; ATP hydrolysis activity; ABC-type transporter activity. Gene Ontology annotation, cellular component: membrane. Lineage: Eukaryota; Metazoa; Arthropoda; Insecta; Lepidoptera; Nymphalidae.
GUCAUUAUGUCCACAUAUUUACAAAUUAGCGUGAUUCUGUACGUGUAAUUAUUUACCAUAUUGACAAAAGAUAUCAGAUAGGCAGCUGCGCGCGCGCAUUCAACCGCGCGACGUAUCGGAUAGCGCACGCGCGUAUUUUUUUUUGUAUGUGAAAUAAAUCGAUACGUAAAAAUGAUGCUCGCUGGAGCUGAAAUAGUGAAAGAGAGUGUAGCGUUCAAGAAAGACGAUCAUGGAAAUUCCGCGGCUGUCAUCGCACCAGGACCCUCUCAGCCGGGGACAAUGGGCCUCACCCGGGUACCAACUAAGGAACCCGUUGAUAUCCAGUUCACAAACGUCACUUGCAACGUUUCGCUGGGAAUAAACAAAGGAACCAAACAAAUUCUUCAUGGAGUCAACGGACGGCUUCGACCAAAACAAUUAAUUGCUAUUAUGGGACCGUCAGGCGCCGGCAAGUCUACGUUGUUAGAUGUGCUAUCCGGCUAUAGAACUACAGGUGUCGGAGGGGCUAUAUUUAUCAAUGGACGUGGAAGAAUCAUGAAAAAUUUUAAGAAAAUGUCAUGUUACAUCCAACAAGAUGACAGACUUCAAGGUCUCCUCACCGUUGGUGAGAACAUGACAAUAGCAGCCGAUCUCAAACUACCUACAAAAAUGGACAAGUACGAGAAAGGCGAAGUGAUCGAAGACAUCCUGACUAAUUUGGGUUUAUAUGAGCAUAUGAACACACGCGGAGCUCAACUAUCGGGAGGGCAACGAAAGCGACUCUCUAUUGCAUUGGAGCUUAUCAACAAUCCCCUCGUUAUGUUUCUUGAUGAGCCAACCACGGGCUUGGAUAGUUCAUCAUGUAGCCAAGUAGUGCAACUGUGCCAAAGCCUCGCUCACCAGGGUCGAACAAUCGUGUGUACAGUCCAUCAACCCUCUGCCACAUUGUUCGCUCUAUUCGACCAAGUAUAUGUGUUAUCAGCUGGAAACUGCUUAUACCAGGGAACUACGACGAACCUAGUCCCAUAUCUGGAAGAAGCUGGUAUUCCUUGCCCGAUCUAUCAUAAUCCGGCCGAUUACAUCAUUGAAUUGGCGUGUGGUGAAUACGGCGAAGAUAAAAUACCGAUCUUGAUUACAAAGGCUGAAAAUGGAAAAGCACUACAAUGGUUCAAUAAUCCAGAGACUAUACCUACAAUGGAGUUGCUUAGAAAACAGUAUCCUUUAAGUGUAAUGAGGGAUCAAGACACAACCACAGGGGAAGAGGAAACGCCACAAUCCAAUCAAAGAUCAGUGCUCAUAAAGCGAGGAUUCCUGAAAGCAAAACGUGAUCCUACGAUGACACAUCUCAGGCUGAUGGUGAACGUAGUAGUUGGUAUUAUGCUUGGAGCUCUCUUUAUCAACGCUGGUAAUGAAGGCUCCCGUGUAUUGGAGAAUUACAAUCUUUUAUUUGCCAUUCUCAUGCACCACAUGAUGUCGCCUAUGAUGUUAACAAUUCUUACAUUUCCAUCAGAAAUGUCAAUACUAUUAAAGGAACAUUUCAACAGAUGGUAUUCUCUUGGUUCUUACUACAUUUCGAUAACAAUAGUGGAUCUACCAAUUUCGAUAGUAUCCUGUGCCAUAUUCAGUGUGAUCGUUUACUUGAUGUCGUCUCAGCCGCUUGACAUUGCGCGCUUCGCCAUGUUCUUCGCCAUUUCAGUUUAUACUGUACUGGUCGCGCAGAGCUUCGGACUUAUGGUCGGAGCCGUCUUCAAUGUUGUUAAUGGAACAUUUCUUGGACCAACAUUGUCCGUGCCAAUGAUGAUGUUUGCCGGCUUCGGUGUUACAUUACGAGACCUGCCACCUUAUCUGGCCUGGGGUUCUUAUGUGUCAUAUUUAAGAUACGGUCUAGAGGGCUACAUUGGUGCAAUAUAUGGCUUGGAUAGACCCACCCUGGAAUGCAAUGAAGCUAAAUACUGUCACUACAGGUAUCCUCGCACGUUUCUGAAGGAAAUUGCUAUGUCGCCAAACAUGUUCUGGUGGGACAUCCUCGCCCUCACAGUUACGCUGCUCGUUCUAAGAACUGCUUCAUUUUUCCUGCUCAAAUGGAAACUCAGUGCUGUCCGAUAAUUAUUAUCAGCAUUUAUUACUUAUAAUUUAUAUAAAUUCAGAUAUGUUAAAAAUAUUUUAAUAGCAUUAGUAUCGGAUUUUACUGCUCAAUUUAUUUAUUUUUAUUAAUAGUUAAUUUAGCUAAUCGCCAGUUUCCGAAAUAAGAAUUAAUUCAUUAACUUAUUUGGCUAAAUACUGAACGCUCAUUGGUCGCCUCCUGCGUCAAUGGCGGCCAUCGACCAAUUACAGUUCAGAUGUAUGUAAAAUUAGUUAAUUUGACUUGUUCAUCAAUAACGGUCAAUGUUUCAGAAACUGGAGAUAAGUCUCACUAGGUUUAUUGACAUAAUUAUAAAAAAAGUAAUUAAUAUUUUACUAUGAAAUUAAGUAUAUCUCGCCAAAAAAUAUACGAAUAUUCUAGUAAUACUUUAAAAUUACAAAUAUGUAUUGUCGCUACAUCAUUCCAAAUUGAUUGAAUAUUUAUGAAAGAUAGUAUUUAUACUACCCCCCAAUUAUGGGUUUUUUAUGAUUAUACUAUUCUUAGUGCUUAGAUUUUAUCUAACCUUAGAUCGAAAUUAAGUACUGAAAGUUUAACUAUGGACGUAUUUAUAUCAAUUAUAACGAUCUCAUAAAAAGCGUACUAUCUUUCAUGAAUUCCAUUCGCAUCACUCGUCAAAUUAUCUCGUUAUAUUUAAUAUAAAAAGGCAAUAUUUAUUGUGCGCUAUUUACCGUAAAACGAAAUGCAUUCAUAUUCAUAGAAUUCGUCAUAUUGAUAAUU